Molecule: messenger RNA, 1356 nt
Organism: Telopea speciosissima
Lineage: Eukaryota; Viridiplantae; Streptophyta; Magnoliopsida; Proteales; Proteaceae
Product: pto-interacting protein 1
Exons: 8
Coding region: 82-1170 (362 amino acids)
Biological process (GO): protein phosphorylation
Molecular function (GO): ATP binding; protein kinase activity
Source: RefSeq, a predicted model, not a curated record
GACACCAUGCGUGAUAUGCAUGAUAAAAUCUACAGAGAGGCUGAUGACUAAAUAAACAGGGGGUUAAGAGGAAAAAGAAUUAUGAGCUGCUUCAGCUGUUGUGAUAAUGAUGAUAUGCAUAGACCUGCUGAUAGUGGAGGCCCUUUCAUGCCAAAUAAUUCAGCAGGCAAUAAUGGAAAUUAUAAUGCCACAGAAGCAGUACCCAAGGGUGCUCAGACUGUGAAAGUUCAGCCUAUUGCUGUCCCUGCCAUUCCAGUAGAUGAACUGAAGGAAGUUACAGAUAACUUCGGGACAGAAUCUUUAAUCGGAGAGGGAUCAUAUGGUAGAGUAUAUCAUGGAGUUCUACAAAAUGGGAAUGCUGCAGCCAUCAAAAAGCUAGAUGCCAGUAAGCAACCUGACCAAGAAUUUUUAGCUCAGGUUUCCAUGGUGUCAAGGCUCAAACAUGAAAAUGUUGUUGAGUUGGUUGGUUAUUGUGUUGAUGGAAAUCUUCGUGUCCUUGCAUAUGAGUUUGCAACAAUGGGAUCACUUCAUGAUAUUCUUCAUGGACGGAAAGGUGUCAAAGGUGCACAACCAGGUCCUGUUCUAUCAUGGGCACAACGAGUAAAAAUUGCUGUGGGGGCUGCGAAAGGACUUGAAUACUUGCAUGAAAAGGCUCAGCCUCACAUUAUCCAUCGAGACAUUAAGUCCAGCAAUGUUUUACUAUUUGAUGAUGAUGUUGCUAAGAUUGCUGAUUUUGAUUUGUCAAAUCAAGCUCCAGACAUGGCAGCACGUCUUCAUUCCACUCGUGUUCUUGGAACUUUUGGUUAUCAUGCCCCAGAAUAUGCAAUGACUGGACAGUUGAGUUCAAAGAGUGAUGUUUACAGUUUUGGCGUUGUCCUUUUGGAGCUCUUGACUGGGCGUAAACCCGUUGAUCAUACAUUACCACGGGGGCAACAGAGUCUGGUGACAUGGGCGACCCCAAGACUUAGUGAAGACAAGGUGAGGCAGUGUGUUGACACAAGACUAGGGGGGGACUACCCUCCAAAGGCAGUUGCCAAGAUGGCUGCUGUGGCUGCUCUGUGUGUGCAAUACGAAGCUGAUUUUCGGCCAAACAUGAGUAUUGUAGUCAAAGCUCUCCAGCCUUUGUUAAAUGCUCGGGCUGGUCCUCCUGGAGAAGCCCCAGGCUUGUGAAUUUCCUGUGUCUCUUGUUACUCUUAUUGAAAUAUGGCAUUCACAAUGUGGCUGUAGAUUGUAUACCAUCAUUUAAAAAAAAAAAAAUACAUCAUUGAUUUUGAACUGUAAUGUAUUUAAAUUGUGUCCAGUGAUGAAUUGAAGAAGUGAUGGAAGGCUGUAGUGUACAGAUUGUUGUUUUUUUUU